Molecule: messenger RNA, 3453 nt
Organism: Globicephala melas (long-finned pilot whale)
Lineage: Eukaryota; Metazoa; Chordata; Mammalia; Artiodactyla; Delphinidae
Gene: VPS37D
Product: VPS37D subunit of ESCRT-I
Biological process (GO): protein targeting to vacuole; protein targeting to membrane; ubiquitin-dependent protein catabolic process via the multivesicular body sorting pathway
Cellular component (GO): ESCRT I complex
Source: RefSeq, a predicted model, not a curated record
CGAGCCAGCAGCCGAGCUGGGGGCGCGGGCGGGCGGCAUGUACCGGGCCCGGGCGGCGCGGGCGGGGCCGGAGCCCGGCAGCCCGGGGCGCUUUGGGAUCCUCAGCACCGGGCAGCUCCGGGACCUGCUUCAGGAUGAGCCCAAGCUGGACCGGAUCGUGCGGCUCAGCAGGAAGUUCCAGGGCCUGCAGCUGGAGCGCGAGGCAUGCCUGGCCUCCAACUACGCUCUAGCCAAGGAGAACCUGGCACUGCGGCCCCGCCUGGAGAUGGGCCGCGCUGCCCUGGCCAUCAAGUACCAGGAGCUUCGGGAGGUGGCCGAGAGCUGUGCAGACAAGCUGCAGCGACUGGAGGAGAGCAUGCACCGCUGGAGCCCCCACUGCGCGCUGGGCUGGCUGCAGGCUGAGCUGGAGGAAGCUGAGCAGGAGGCUGAGGAGCACAUGGAGCAGCUGCUGCUGGGGGAGCAGAGCCUGGAGGCUUUCCUGCCCGCUUUCCAACGAGGCCGUGCCCUGGCCCACCUGAGGCGGACCCAGGCGGAGAAGCUGCAGGAGCUGCUGCGGCGCCGGGAGCGAUCUGGCCAGCCAGCCCCCACUGCUGCUGCGGAUCCCCCCAAAUCCUUCCCCGCUGCCGCUGUCCUGCCCACUGGGGCCGCCCGGGGGCCACCAGCAGUGCCCCGGAGCCUGCCCCCCUUGGACUCCCGCCCAGUGCCCCCGCUGAAGGGCUCCCCCGGGUGCCCUCUAGGCCCAGCCCCUCUGCUGAGCCCUCGGCCCUCGCAGCCAGAGCCCCCCCACCGGUAGGAUCCAGGGUAUGGCUCCCCACUGGGGGGCCCAGACAAACUUGAUGCGUGGCUCCUCCUCCUCCCCCACCGCCGGGGUGGGGGAGGGGCAGGCCCCUCCCCCUGGCCCUAGGCAGGCCCUGGCCCUGGAGGCUGAACUGGGGAGGAGGGUCACCUGGAAGAUGCCCAGAGAGAGGGCCGGGAGUGGGGUGGGCAGGGUAUUAUGCCUCUGCCGCUGAGGAAACUCUGCCUUUUUCUCCCCGGCUGGGGCCUCCCGGGUGAUGGGCCAGCCCCAGUGAAAGAACUUUACUCAUGGGGGCCUGGGAAGAUGCCCACUUCCUUCAAGGGCCCUGCCUAGGGGGCCUAUCGCCCCCUGCCACUCCACUAGGCUUGCACAAUGCCAAGGCUGACAGGAGUGUUUUCCAUCAUGUCCUGAGCCUACCUUUCCCCCAGUUCUGGGGUCCACCACCUAGGAGCCAGGUGGUCAGGCCCCGCUCAUGCUCCAGACCCUGGGGCAAGGUAGGCCAGGGGCUUCUGACCUGCACCAGGUAAGAGUGGGCCCUCCCCCGGAAAGACCAUUCUGUAUUUUUCUGUCCCCGUCUCCUUAGAAUGGAAACUUUUUGAGGGCAGGUCCUUGUCUUUGUAUGUUCUGUCCCCAGCCCCGCCUCCCAGGGGCCGUCAAUAAAUGUGAUGAUGAGGAUGACGAUGCUGCCUGACUUCUCUCUGCUCCCUCAUCCAGCCACUCUGCUGUUGCAGCCUCCACAUCUCAGCUCCUGUGCUUCCUACUCUUGAGAUGCCCUCCUUUCCUCUCUGCCCAUCCAAAGCCUGGCUGUCCAGGUCCAGCACUGCUUCUGCCUCUUCCAUGAAGCCUUUUCUGAUUACCAACCCAUGGGAGUCUUCCCUAACUCUUAAACUUCCCAGCACUUCUGGCCAGAAGCACACUCUGCUCCAUCACUGUUCUCCAACUGCCUCACCUGUAUGCACCUUCUUUUCCUGGAUGGCCUGUAAGCCCAGUCAGGAUGGUACCUGCUCCUUCUCUGGCCUGCCAAAUGACCACCCCACUGAGUGAUGGAGAGGGUUCCACAGGGCUGGAGCUAGCUGUCUUCAGCUUGGGUAAACAUUAGGUGACCAGCUUGGCCGAUGACUGUGGACAAGAAGAUGAGAGAGUGGGAAUACGUCUUGGAUCAGCUUAGGUCAAGUCUAAUGAGAUGAAGUUUGGCAGGAAGUCACAGAAGGUCCUGCAGGUAAGAGGGGACAGUCAGAGUGCUGUAGAAGCUAACGUGAUCUUGGUCCAUGUUAGUGGGGCUAUAACCAUCUAGAAUGAGGCAAGUGCUGGUUUGGCUUUACUUUUUACUGAAGUUUUAAACUCUAAGAGAACCCCAAAACAGCACCUUUGGAGUAUAAUGAGAAAGAGGAUUGGGGCUAAGUCCCCUACGGAACAGUUGAGGGAUCUGUUUUACACACAAGUAUGCGAUGGCUAGCCUCUGAGUCUCUAAAGGACUGCUUCACAUAGAGCAAGACGUUAGAGUCAAGACCAACGGGUGGGAACCACUGGGAGCCAGAUUUUGGCUCAGUAUGAGGCUCUUGAUCCACAGGUGCUGCGGCUGGUAGGCUGGUCCCCAUCCCUAAAGAUGAGUGAGCAGCACCUGAGUGACUGCUUGAUGAGCUCUUAAGAAAUACAGGCAAUAGUUAGAGGGACUGGCCCAUCCGAGCUUUUGGAAGCCCAAGUCCAGUCGGAUUCACCCCCAGCAGGGGCAAAGCACUGACAGUGCCCACUUGAGAAGCUUCAUCCCACAGUGGCCGUGGUUCUCCUGCUCUCACUGCUAGCACUUGACGUGCUGGAGACAAGGGACGCUGGGGAGGACACCAGGUGCCUGCCUGAGAUGACAGAAGACUGAACAGCCCCAGAAGACCUCCCACAUUCUCCACACAGCCUGGGGCAAGCUGGGCCCCUCUCGGCCUGGCCUCCCACUCUGGUCCAUGCUUCUAGGGAGUUUUUCGUUUGUAACCAAAAGGAAGAAGGGCUAAUGGUGGUCAUGCCUAAGCCUCCCUCCACUAUUGUGAAUUGGGGAGCAGCCUCUACAAGGCAGAGGCUAAUGUCCACAGUCUGGUUCAGCCUCCCCUCCCCAGGGCAGAUAAGAAGAAGAGGAAGGAAUGACCCAGGCAAGGGAGGGACUGGGAAGGGAGAAAAGUUUUACCAUGAGAACCAGAUGGGGUCUUUCAGAAGGCCUUCCACACCCCUCACCUUCCUCAAGAGCUCAGACUCAGUUUUAGAGCGCACAGGGAGUGAGGCCCUCUGUAUUCAGCUCCAGCAUGAAAAACACCAAAGACCUGAGGCAGGUGGGUAUAGAUACCACCAGAGUGGAAUGGGCCUAGUUCUGGGCCAUGGGAAAGACUUAGAGUUGGAUGGUUAAUAAACUCGAUUAACCCCUCUGCUUGAAGGUACAUGGAAUAUUCUGGAAAGUUCCAGGCAGUCUGGGCUCUCCUGCCAGAUCACUUCUGGAACUUUCUAUUUCCAGGUCUGGGGUCGCAGGGAAUGCUCCUGGCUGUAAUCCUCUGUGAGAGAGAAUAAACUUGAGGUAGACCCUCAAGGGGCCCAUGAGAAAGGUCCUACCUAUUGUAGGCCACCAGUGCUUUUACAAACCAAAACCAAAACCAAAAAAUUGCCCAAAGGGCUUCUCU